This is a messenger RNA of Clonostachys rhizophaga, 876 nucleotides long. NCBI's taxonomy places the organism in Eukaryota, Fungi, Ascomycota, Sordariomycetes, Hypocreales, Bionectriaceae. The record is from the annotation of a GenBank genome assembly.
AUGGCUCUUCCUCAUGGUGGAAACACCAUCAUCACUUCGGUUAGAGACGUGACCAGGCCUAUGCGUCUGCUCUGCAAAGACAUUGUGGAUGGCGUAAUUGACUCAACCUUCGCCCAAAUGGUCGCUCAGCAGGGCCCGCUGCAAGACUUGAUGGACAGCCAAGGAAGCUUCCCCCAAUUGGAACCAGGUCUCUGGCGUCGAGUCUUCAGACCUCGCGACGGUCCAGCGUGGAACUCGACCCUCCCUAUCCCCGACCUUGACCUCCCCAGACUCACGCCCUUUGAUCUCCGUAUCCAGGCUGGCACUUUGCUGGUCGACGCCGCUCCCGCCGACACGAACCGCCGCCUCUUCCCUUGGAAUGUCCGCUUGCUCGACCCUCCUGCUAAGCGAGCUCGCCGCUGUGGUGCGGACGUCUUCCUCGAGCCGCAACACGAUCCUCAGAGCGAAGACAAGGUCCAGUGGUUCUGGUGCGACAGAGACGGCAAAGCCGUCGACCCUCGAGUCACAUUGGUCCAUGUCAUCAACCGAGAUGAUCUGCUUUUGAAAUUUCGCCGGGCUGCCGUCGCGUCAAGAGACGGAACCAUGUUCAGGCAUGCUCUCAAGCACAACCUCCAGCUGGGCUUAUACCGGAUCAGGUGCCGGCUGGCUGCCUUCGUAGCCUCAGGGUUCUCCCAGGAACGGAUGCCUCCCUCCCCUUCGGCAGGCGAUGGCGAAGACUUCUUCACCCCGUCGUACAUGGCAGCAGCUUUUCGCCGCGAGCUGGCAGCCGGCCCUGUCUCUGACCCCGAUGCCGAGGCACGGGCGAGGACUAAUGCCGCCCAGGUGCUAAUGCUGUACAAGUAUUACUACGAGGGGAAAGAAAUGAUAUGGAUGUGA